UCGCUGGUACAGAGACUGACCAUUUAUUGUGUCCGGUUGCCUAUUUUGUGAUUUGGACCGAUUGGACAGUGAGCACUCUGAAAACCGACGUAAAAAGAGCCGUAGUAAAUGGAUAACAGCAACACUGCAGAGGGUGGACAGACAGGAGCUAAAUAGGUCAUAGGCCAAACAAAGGUGCCGAAGUAUGCAGGGGACAUGCCAGAUGAAGAUGUAGAUCAUAAUCCAGAUGCAGCACCCCCUGAGCCUACAGCACCUACUCUGGAUGGGUUGAGCCCAAUACCUGGGUACCAGAAUAUUGGAUUCUCUGGAGAUUUUUUACCGCCUCCACCAUUUGAAGAUGUAGUACAGCCACCUGAAGAAAGAAAAGAUAUCACCAACCUAUCAGUUAUAUCAGAAGAUGAGGCCAGACAAGCAUUGAGAUUGUAUGUUGGAGAGAACUGUUGCUUUGGUAAAAAGACCGUAGAAGAAUUAACAUUUACUGAAUUACAGUCAUCUAACGCAUUUCAUUAUGAAUUAGACACAUACACAGAAGCCAGAUCAACAGAGUGGACUUUUGUACCAUACACGGGAGGACCAUUAGAUGGACCAGAGAACGGACCAGCCCCUGGACCAUGGGAUAUACCUGCUCAGUGUAAAAAAUUGUUUAAAGAUGAAAAGAGAGAAUCAGAAGUUCCUCAUACAGCUACAACUAAGCCUUGCCACAAUUGUUUUGCAGUUGGUUUUAUUAGAUGUUGGCAUUGCCAUGGUAGAGGACAGAAUAGAUGUACAAGUUGUUCUGGAUCUGGGAAAAGAAUGGAUGAUGAAGAAGCAUGCCCAUUUUGUAAUGGUACAGGUAAAAGAGAUUGUUUGACCUGUCACAGUAAAGGCAAUGUUAUUUGUAAAAUAUGUCAAGGUCAUAGAAUACUCAAAUACUUCAUACAACUGACCAUUAAAUGGCAUAAGCACGAUGACAACCACAUUGUAGAAAGAACCAGUUUACCUGACAAACUUGUAAAGAAGGUGGAAGGACAGACUGCAUUUGAAGAAACUUAUCCUAGGGUAUAUCCAAUCCAACAUUUUGCAGAGCAAGAAAUCAAUAAUGCAUCAGCUAGUCUUAUAUCUAAACACCAGUAUUCCAUGGAGAGAAUUCUCAUGCAGAGACACAGAGUACGGAUAGUACCAGUGACAGUUUGUCGUUACAAAUGGGACGAUACAGACUCUGACUUUAUAGUGUAUGGAUUAGACAAGAAAGUUCAUGCUCCUGACUAUCCUCAGCAAAGCUGUUUUGGCUGUUCUAUCUUAUAGAAUUAAAGAAGGAACUAAAUAGGAUAUUUUUUCUGUAUAUUUCCAACUGUAUCAAAUGUUUUGAGGGAUGUAUUUUCUAUGUUAUAGAGUAAAAGAUAUAUUACUUUUUUAACCAAGCACACAAUAAAUUAAGUAACCUGUAAAAGUUCUAAAAUUGAAAUCCAGAAAAUUUAUAGCCCCAACCUGCAGAUGCUCAAAUAUGGUCAAUAUUCUGAAUUUCAGUUUACAUAUAUAUACUUAAAUUACAUAAAACUUACUGAAGUUUUUUAUGCCCCACCUACGAUAGUAGAGGGGCAUUAUGUUUUCUGUUAUGUGCGUGUGUCCAAUCGUUCGUCUGUCCGUUCGUUCGUCUGUGCGUUCGUCCGUCUGUCCCGCUUCAGGUUAAAGUUUUUGGUCAAGGUAGUUUUUGAUGAAUUUGAAGUCCAAUCAACUUGAAACUUAGUACACAUGUUCCUUAUGAUAUGAUCUUUCUAAUGUUUAUGCCUAAUUUUAUUUUUUAUCCAGUUUCAUGGUCCAUUGAACAUGGAAAAUGAUAGUGCGAGUGGGGCAUCUGGUACUUUGGACACAUUCUUGUUUCCUCUGAAAUAGGUAUUUUACAAUUGGGAACAAAAAUAACCAUGGCUUUCAGUGUUUUGUUCAAUUUCAGUAUAAGUCAACAUUUUUUAGUAUUUUUUAAUGACAUUAUAUUCAUCUGACCAUUUUCCAUUCAAUUAGUUUUCUAACUGAUUUUGUUCGUGUGUUUCAUUCUAUGCUCAAUUUGGUUAUUUGUUAAAGCCUUGUUAUAUGUAUACAUGUAGAAAUGGAAAGUAAAUGUUUUAAAUUUCAUUUAAUAACAGGGUAGGCCCAAAUGAUAUAUAACAAAAUAUAUUUUUAACUCCUUUGUAAUAGCAUAACAUGUAACAUAUUAUUACAACUAUAUUUCAUAUCUUAAAUUCUGUUUUUUUUUUUUCAUAUUAUCACACAAAAUUGGGGUAUCCAUGCUAAAUCUGUAAAAAAAAUAUCGUAACCAAUUUUUUUUAUUAUACUUUUGAAAAAACUACAUUUUGACAAUUUUUUUCUUCUAUCUUCAUCGUUCCUACUGCAUUAUGCAUGUCAGAAUUGUUUUUACUUAAAUGGGAAAAAAAGUAUUUGUUCUUGGCAUCUUACUGAUAAUCAUGACCAUUAUGUUUAUUAUAUUUUUUUAAGGCCUUCAAUGUUUAGUUUUUGUUAGGAUUGUGAAAUGUAAUUUUUAGAUAUGAAUAUUUUUUUUACACAUUUCUGUUUUUGUUUAAUUGUUGCCUCUUUCAUUACCAUCUCCAUGUUAUUUCUCUGUUAAUUUUACAGUGUUAAAUGUUCUUCAUCUAUGAAGUUUUUAUGUGGUAUUGAUUUUGAAAGAGGGUUUUUAUAAGAGUUUUUUUUAUAUAAAUGUAUCAAUUUUUAAGAACUGCUGAACUGAACUUAACAUCAACAUGUACUAUCCAUUGGCGGAUCCAGGGGGGGAUGUUCUGGGGGGUGGAACCCCCUCUUUUUUGGACGAACAAUGCAUUUGAAUGGGAGCAUACAGUUGGAACCCCCCCUUUUUAAAAUGGCUGGAUCCGCCCCUGCUAUCGAUAUUUUUAUGUGUAUCUUCUGUAUUCUAGUUUAUGGACCUAAAUAACACAGAUAAAUUAUUCAAACACACAAAAUAUUUAUAUCAUAGGACUGAAUUUACUACUGUUUGUUUGGAAUAUCCAGUAUUAAUUAUCAUUGAUAUUGUUAUAUUUAUAAAUUAACUGUUUACCAAAAAUUGAAUUUUUUGAAAUACUAAGGCUUUUCUACCUCAGGCAUAGAUUACCUUAGCUGUAUUUGGCUACACUUUUAGGAAUUUUUUAUCUCAAUGCUCUUCAACUUUGUACUUCAUUUGGCUUUUUUUUAAAACUUUUAUUGGAUUCGAGCGUUACUGAUGAGUUUUUUGUAGACGAAACGCGUGUCUGCAGGCCUAUAUAUAAAUUUUAGUCGUGGUAUCUAUGAUGAGUUUAUUUACCUUAGCUGAUUUCUCAAAACCUUUAAGAAUUUUUGGACUUCAAUGCUCUUCAACCUUCUACAUUAUAUUGGCCUUUUUUACUUGUUUGAUUUAUAUGUCACAGAUGAGUCUUUUGAGGUUGAAACGUGAAUGUGGCAAACAAAUUUUAAUAUUCUUUUUAUGAUGAUUUUAUUUGAUAGACAACUCUAUUUGUCUAAAAAAAAAAUGUAAGAUUUAAAAUCAGAUUGUCAAAUUAAUUAAAACCAAUUAAUUACCCAAAAAAUAUAUAAAUAAAAAAAUGAACACCUGGCGUAAAACUUAUUGAAAAUACCAUUAAAACAUUUCUGAUAUUGAAUGUAAAGCAAAUAUGUUCAGUUAAGAACACUUAUGUCUUUUCACUGUACAUUGAAAUAAAAUUCUCAAGUGAACAAACCUUGUUAUGUGGUAUGUCUGUCUGUGUUUUAUAUAAGAAUGUAUGAUCAACUAUUGAUGUCUAUAUGUGUGUAGUAACAUGUGUUUUAUUGUAAUUGAUAAGAAUCUCAUUGAACAAGAUCUUGUAAGUUUUUUAUUCUUUUGUUUUUCUGUAUUUUUAAAAAAAAAUAACAUUUUUUUUUAUAUUAACACCGACUUAAAGUUAAAGUUAUAAGCGUUUCAUAAUGUAGUUAAUAACUUUACAUUCAAUUUAUAAUGUGCAAUAAAUUCCUUAUUUAACCUU
Mytilus trossulus (common blue mussel) is the source of this 3980-nucleotide messenger RNA. Its product is annotated as protein SSUH2 homolog. Lineage: Eukaryota; Metazoa; Mollusca; Bivalvia; Mytilida; Mytilidae. The coding region runs from base 196 to 1284 and encodes 362 amino acids. The record is from RefSeq and is a predicted model, not a curated record. The transcript is spliced from 14 exons.